This is a messenger RNA of Encephalitozoon cuniculi GB-M1, 579 nucleotides long. RefSeq lists its product as uncharacterized. Gene Ontology annotation, cellular component: endoplasmic reticulum membrane. NCBI's taxonomy places the organism in Eukaryota, Fungi, Microsporidia, Unikaryonidae. Bases 1 to 579 code for a protein of 192 amino acids. The transcript has a single exon. Gene Ontology annotation, biological process: fatty acid elongation; sphingolipid biosynthetic process; very long-chain fatty acid biosynthetic process. The record is from RefSeq and is marked provisional. Gene Ontology annotation, molecular function: 3-hydroxyacyl-CoA dehydratase activity.
AUGGCGUGUCCAAGUUAUAUCAGGAUAUAUAACACAGCCGGAUUUAUUGUUUGCAUAGUAGCUCUUCUGGCCAGCUUGGUAUUCUACAAGACAAUGGAUCCAAGAUAUCUGAGAGUGGCUGGACUCUCCCAAACGUUUUUCUUGAUGGAGGCUGCAAAUAUAUCUGCAAAAAAGAGUAAUUCUAGGUAUCUUCCGACCGUGAUGCAGCUAAUAUCCCGCAUGUUCAUCAUGUGGGUUGUCUUCUGGUACUGCGGCAUUAUAAACUGGACAUUUCCUGUCAUAACAACAUGCUGGUAUCUCUCAGACUUGGUAAGAUAUGCCUUCUACACAUUCAGGGCCAACACAGUCAGAGUAGUCCGGUACAACCUGUUCUUGCUGACGUCUCCGAUAGGAUUCGUACUUGAAAUGUAUUGCCUGAGGGCUCUAUACAACUCGCUGGGAAAAAUAUUUUCCUAUCUUGUGGUGCUGGUUGCACUAUUAUAUAUCCCAGGAUUCAUAUUCUUAUUCUCGCACAUGCUAAGACAACGAAAGUGGUCUAGGAAAGUUAAAGCGUACAAGAGCAACAGGAAAGAUUUAUGA